This is a messenger RNA of Zerene cesonia (dogface butterfly), 655 nucleotides long. Its product is annotated as THAP domain-containing protein 1-like. The record is from RefSeq and is a predicted model, not a curated record. Gene Ontology annotation, molecular function: sequence-specific DNA binding. The transcript has 4 exons. Bases 33 to 638 code for a protein of 201 amino acids. NCBI's taxonomy places the organism in Eukaryota, Metazoa, Arthropoda, Insecta, Lepidoptera, Pieridae.
UAGUUGCUCGUGUUUAGGCGCAGACGCUAAACAUGCCGAAAUGUGCUUUAAAAAAUUGUAAAAAUAUUACAUCAAGAACAUUAAAAAGGGAUGGGAUAUCGUAUUUUCGUUUUCCUCGUGACCCAAUAAGAUGUGCACAAUGGACUACUAUCAUCAGUCAACAAAGACGUGAAGAAUAUUUUAAGCCGAAUAGAUCAAGCGUCGUUUGUUCUGAGCAUUUUUUGAACGCAGACAUGUAUGACACUACAAAAGGCAUGAAACGUCUCCGCAAAACGGCGGUUCCUAAUAUAAUACAAGAUAUGACAACACAGGACUUUGAAAUUAUUGAAAAAUCGGAUAAUGACAGUGAUACUGACGUCAGUUGUACGAAUGCAAUGCUUGAUCAAGAUGAUGAAAAGAAAUUAGAAUCUCCUACUCGUUCUCUAAGCAAAGGGUCAAUUUUGCAUACACCUCGAAAUAUUCGCAUAAAAAGCGAACUCGACAAAUGCCGCAAACGGUUAAUUAUCAAGGAAAAGGUCAUUAACAACUUGAAGAAAAAAUAUACAACACUUCUUAAAAAGACUGUUUCACUAAAAAAUCAGUUAAAUGUUUUAAGGAAGAAGUUAAAAUCAGACUCGAAUAUCAAAACCCAUCAUUGAUAUAUAAAAAAGCCAUC